Molecule: messenger RNA, 4897 nt
Organism: Drosophila albomicans
Lineage: Eukaryota; Metazoa; Arthropoda; Insecta; Diptera; Drosophilidae
Gene: Fas2
Product: fasciclin-2
Exons: 11
Coding region: 654-3365 (903 amino acids)
Biological process (GO): cell-cell adhesion
Cellular component (GO): neuron projection; membrane
Molecular function (GO): protein binding
Source: RefSeq, a predicted model, not a curated record
UUCUCAUUUCAAUUGUCGUGGCGAACGGACGCGUCUGCUCUUUGUUUGUGCUCUCAUCUCACACGCGUUUCUCUGUGUGAGUGUUGGUGUGUGCGUUGCGCCGUGUUUUUCAGUGUCUGUGAGUUUUUGUUGGCGUCUCGUCUGUUAUAAAAUUUGGUUAACGCGCGAGUUCUUAACGUCUCGCUCUCUAAACGCGGCGGCGACGUUGUCUCAAAAACCAACAAUAAUUUGUAUGUGUGUGUGUGCGUGCCAGUUAGACAAUAUAAUAUUGAUGCCACGCUCCACCAGCACAAUAUAGACAGCAAAAACAACUCUCACUCGUUUCAAUUGCACUCGCUAAUUGCGUGAAGUGUAUGUGUCAAAAUUAGUGUGCAAAUUACAACAAAAGUUACAAGAAAAAUAUAGUGAAUACAAAAUUAAAAUCACAUUAAAGCAAACUGCAAAUUUUUUAUACAUUUUUUUUUACUGUGACAGUGAAAGAAAAACAGAGAAAACGACAACAAAAAAAAAACACAAGUAAAGAGAGGAAAAUACAAUUGAAUUGUUGCUUGGCAUUGUUGUGAUUGUUGUGAAAAGUGAGCGACGACAACGACGACGACAAGAGGGAAAAUACCAAGAAAAGCCAAAACAAACAAACAAUAAGAAGCGCAAAAAUGGGCCAACUGCAAAGGCAGCGAGUGACUCUACUCGCCACACUCUACGUGAUGCUCUGCAGCUGUUUAACUAUAGAAUUGAGCAGCGCACAACAGACGCCCAUACUGGAGAUAUUCCCGAAGCAGGCGGAGCAAAGGAAGCCAGUGGGUAAACCCCUCAUUUUGACCUGUCGACCCAAUGUGCCGGAUCAAGCUCUCGUCACCGAUCUGCAGUGGAAGGAUAAUCAGAACAAUCCGAUUCUGCCCAAGCCGGGCGUUUAUGAUCCACUUUAUGAUUACAAGGGGAAUAAAAAGAAUGUAACGGGACGCAAUCAGCCACCGAUGUACACGGAAACGCUGCCCGGCGAUAGUUUGGCUUUGAUGAUACCCUCGCUGACGAGCGAAAUGACUGGGAAAUAUUAUUGCACCGCCUCGUAUGCAAAUACCGAAUUGCUUCAGACGAGUGUCUCAAUUAAAACUUAUGUUGCCAUUACCUGGACGAAUGCACCGGAGAAUCAAUUCCCAAUUUUGGGCAGCGACUAUACGAUCACAUGCGAAGUGAAAGCUGACCCUAAUCCGACCAUCGAUUGGCUCCGCAAUGGCGAUCCCAUUCGCAACGAUGCCAAGCAUGUGGUGCAAGCGAAUGGACUUUUGGUGCGCAACGUCGCGGAGACUGAUGAUGGAAUUUACACUUGCCGCGCUGCUGUUAUCGACACUGGCGAGCUCCUCGAGCGCACCAUUCGUGUUGAGGUCUACAUUACCCCGGUGAUUACGCAUUUGGCCACAACCCUCGAGGCUGUGGAGGGCAAACCAUUUGCGGCGAAUUGCACAGCGACGGGAAAACCGGUGCCGGAGAUUAGCUGGAUUCGUGACUCGGCGCAACAGAAUGUCGCUGAAGCGGAUCGCUUCCAGGUGAAUCCACAGACGGGACUGUUGACCAUCAGCUCGGUGAUGCAAGAGGAUUAUGGCACCUACACGUGCAUGGCGAAGAAUGCCGCCGGCCUAGUCGACCAGAAGACCAAACUGAAUGUCCUCGUCCGUCCCGCUGUCUAUGAGCUCUACAACGUCACUGGCGUCACCGGCAAGGAGAUUGCCAUCACGUGUCGGGCACGCGGACGUCCCGCACCGGCGAUUACCUUCCGUCGUUGGGGUAGCGAGGAACCCUUUGUUGCCGGCUUCCAAUCGGACGAUGCACGCAUCUCCCUCGAACAGCACAAGGACGAAGAACGUGGCGAGAGCUCCGGCACGCUGCGCAUUAUGAAGUCGACGCGUCAGGACGAUGGAUUGUAUCAGUGCAUUGCCACCAACAAGGGGGACACCGCCUACAAGACCGGACACAUUGCCGUCGAAUUCCCCCCAGACUUCAGUCACAUGAAGGAUCUGCCGCCAGUGUUCAGCUGGGAGCAACGUGUCGCCAAUCUGAGCUGUCUGGCCAUGGGUAUACCGAAUGCUACGAUUGAAUGGCGUUGGAAUGGCAGGAACAUCAAGGAUCUGUUCGAUACGAACCUGAAGAUCGAGGGCACCGGACCACGCAGCGAUCUCAUUGUCCAUCCCGUGACUCGGCAAUAUUAUUCGGCCUACAAGUGUGUGGCAACGAACAUUCACGGCACUGCCGAGCACGACAUGCAACUGAAGGAGGCACGCAUUCCCGACUCGGUCACCACCGCCCGGCCACGUCAAUUGACCGCCACCACCAUCACCUUUGAGAUCAUCGGACCGGCCACAGAACUGGGUUUGCCCAUUCUCGCAUUCAGUGUGCAGUACAAGGAGUCUGGGAAUCCCGAUUGGUCAACCGCAUUGAAUCGCAGCUGGUCCCCCGACUCGCCCUACAUCGUUGAGGGUCUAAGGCCACAGACCGUUUACAACUUCCGCUUUGCCGCCCGCAAUCAAGUGGGUCUCGGCAACUGGGGCGUCAAUCAGCAGCAGUCGACGCCACGUCGCUCCGCGCCCGAGGAACCGAAGCCACUGCACAGCCCCGUCCAGAACGACAAAGAGGAACCCGUCGUUGUUUCACCCUACUCCGAUCACUUUGAACUGCGCUGGGGCGUCCCAGCCGACAAUGGCGAGCCCAUCGAUCGCUACCAGAUCAAGUACUGUCCGGGCGUUAAAAUAGCCGGCACCUGGAACGAACUGGAGAAUCAGUGCAACACAAUUGAGGUGGUGGAGACGACAUCGUAUCAGAUGACCGAUCUGAGCGGCAACACGUACUAUCGCAUCGAAUUGAAGGCGCACAAUGAGAUCGGAUAUUCAUCGCCGGCAUCGAUUAUUAUGAAGACGACACGAGGUAUCGAUGUCAUCCAAGUCGCUGAUCGUCCAGUUCUCUCCUCGGCCGCCAUUGUGGGCAUCGCCGUUGGGGGCGUGAUGCUUCUUCUUUUCAUCGUGGAUCUGCUUUGCUGCAUAACGGUACACAUGGGUGUCAUGGCCGCCAUGUGCCGCAAGGCCAAGCGAUCGCCAUCGGAGAUCGAUGACGAGGCGAAACUCGGCAGUCUUUACGGUUGGCGUUUCCCGCUACCUUAUUGCAGUGGACAGCUGGUUAAGGAGCCGCCACCAUCACCGUUACCACUGCCGCCGCCAGUUAAGCUCGGCGGCUCACCAGUGACAUCGCCAUUGGAUGAAAAGGAGCCACUGCGCACACCCACCGGCAGCAUUAAACAGAACUCAACCAUCGAGUUUGAUGGACGUUUCGUGCAUUCGCGCAGCGGCGAAAUAAUUGGCAAAAAUUCGGCGGUGUAAGCUGAAUUUCUUUGGAGUACGAAAGAACGAAACGAUGUGCACAAAACUUGCAACUGAGAAUAGUAUUGAACAAAAUGAAACAAAACUAAAAACAAUAACAAAGAAAAUAUAUAAGAAAAUGAAAUGACGAUGCAAAACCACAUAGAAGAUGAGGUACCCCAAAAAAAACAAAAGAGAAAAGAAAUCUACUUCUAAGAGCGGAAAGUGGACGGAAAACCAAAGCCAAAAGCUGCUGGGAACAGCACAUAAUAAUGAUAUAUAGUAUAUAUAUAUAUAAUAUGUAUGUAAACCGAUUUCGAUUGGCAUCUGAGUUCAGUUUUUUGUUUUCUUUAGUUUUGUCUAACUAUAUUACGAUACGAUAAACAUAUUAAACUAAAUAGAAUAUUUUUAAGCUCAGUACAACAACAACAACAUCAAAAAUCACAAACACACACACACUCAUAUGUCCAUGUUGCUUGACUCUUCUGUUCACUGCAAAGCUUUUUUGAGUUUCACUUUUCCCUCUCUCUCUCUCUCUUUCUGUCUGUCUGUCUCUCUCUAUCGCUCAAGCAAACAUGUAGGUUAAGUUGAACAUUAAAACUUAAACUUAAACAUAAACUUAAAUUAUUAAUGCCUUACAACAUGAAUGAAAACAAAAUGAACAACAACAAAAAUGAAUACAUUUAUUUAGCAUUUAAAAAAAACGAGAGCAAAAUUUAAGAGAGAAUCAACUAAACAUUAGUUUAACUAACUUAAACAUGCCAUAAAUAAGUUGUAACAUUAAGUUUUCUUACAUCAUCCAUUAUUCUUUUCCCCUCUUUCUCUCUCUCUCUCUCUCUCUCUCUCUGUCUCACAUUUCGUAGUACGUACUUAAAUACACUGAAAGAAAAGACUUUUGCAAAACACACACACACAGCAUCACAUGAUUUGAAAAUUGCAUUUUACUUAAGAUUUGGUUUCCUAUUGGUAAAUUGAUAUACUUAAUGCGCAGUACGAAUAAAUAGUUAUCUAAUCUAACGAUAGUUGUAAUCGAAAUGCUCAAUGUACAUGGUUUAGAUUGAAAUUGAAGUUGAAAAUGAAAUUGAUAUUGAAAAUGAAAAUGAAGUUGAUAACAAUAUAACAUAAUAAUAAUAUAUGAAUGUGUAUUCAACAAAUUCUUAUGUGUGUGUAUCAAAAGUUGCACAAUUAUCAAUGUUAUCGAUAGUACGCCAAAGAUAACAUCGAUUGUUAUGCAACUACUAUCAAAAUACCCAAAACAACAACUAUGAAAAUGCCAAAACAAUUGUACUUUUAUUUUCAUUUCACUUUAUAUAAUUUUAGUUCCAUUUCAUGACAAACAAAAAAAAACACAAAUUGAAAUUAUGUACUCAAUGAUAUAUUUUUAAAGUAUUUUCUCCCGUGUCGUUUUUUUUUUUUAAUUAGAUUUUAUAUGUGUAUGUAUAAAAAAAAAGAAAAACAAAAACAAAUACCAAGUUGUAAGUAAGAAAUCAAAAAUUAUUUAAAUAAUAAAAUAUGUAUAUGUAAUUAUUGUGUAAGUAAGUUCUUUUUUUUUU